Monomorium pharaonis (pharaoh ant) is the source of this 3077-nucleotide messenger RNA. Its product is annotated as myoneurin. The record is from RefSeq and is a predicted model, not a curated record. The transcript has 5 exons. Lineage: Eukaryota; Metazoa; Arthropoda; Insecta; Hymenoptera; Formicidae. Gene Ontology annotation, molecular function: DNA-binding transcription factor activity; RNA polymerase II cis-regulatory region sequence-specific DNA binding. Gene Ontology annotation, biological process: regulation of transcription by RNA polymerase II. The coding region runs from base 344 to 2716 and encodes 790 amino acids.
AGUAUGUCCGCAAUCCGUAAAAAAACCUUAUGGAUCUUAUCGAAGUAAAUGUUGGCUGUUGAAGCCAUAUCCUAAACUUUCAUUUUGAAUUCAAGUUUGAGUAUAACUCCAGAAACUUCAGCAAGACUACAAUGCCAGCUUUAAGUUACACGCUCGUAUCGUUUAUCGUUGCAACCUUACGACCGCAGCAUUUGCUCGACUACUGCCUUGUGAAAAUAUUAAAACCAAGUAGUAUUAUAAACGCAAAGAUGUGUCACCCUUUAUAGAAAUUGAUAAAGAUUAAGCCCUAAGAUUGUGUGCGUGCAAAAUUAGAAUUCACGUGCACGAUUAGAAAGUACGCAAAAUGUGCGCACGAGUCCUGGCGUGUCCUCUGUGCUCGCAGCCUGGAUUCCUGACACUCGACGCACUGCGAGCCGGACUUGUGAGCGUAGCAACUCGACCCUUGAUAUGUCCUGUUUGUAAUGAGGUAUUGUUAGGUAUAGAUAAAUUAACUAUACAUCUGUUUGGUCACACGAUCAAUUUGAACAGCGGUACAGCGGAAUCAUCGAAAUCCGCGGAUGUCGUCACUAAUGAGCAAAUAACUGCUGUCCAUAACGCGCACAACGUUGCUCCGCAAGACUGGAAUAUAUUGAGACAAUUAGACAGAGCUGCAAGUAGCAACAGGUUUCGUACAGAGCCGUCAGAUUCUGGUGUGCUGAGUGUAGGGAACGACGUCGUAAGUUCCCAAUCCAAGAAUCAAAAUUUGCCAAAGUGCGCGAAUCAAUCCAAUUUCAUAUCGGAUUAUAACGAUGUGAUAAAGGUGACCGUCCUUCCACAAUCAAAUGAGAAUCAUAACGAUAUGGUUCAGCGAACAAUCACAAAUCUGCAACAAGGGGCAUUAAAAGUAAAUUGUGCGACGCAGUAUUUUUGUAAUGACAAUAUCAAACGUUUGAACGUACCCCAGGAAGCCGCACAAAUGGAGAAAACGGGUUCUGUGUCGGAUUUAAUUAUUGCGACAAAGGUGGUAGAAAUCGCAGAUGCCAACAUUUAUCGAGAUAUCGGAAGGGAAUCGAAUGGUAGUCAACGUGUCGAAAAAGGAAGACCUACAAGAGAUUUAAUCGAGGAGGAACACGACCUUCCUAUUUUCCAAUCGGUUCAAAACGUGGUGGCAAAUGUUUGCACGAGAGAGUCGAGAGAAAAGCAUGACGAUAAGGAGAGCUUGCCUAAUACGGAGAAAACGACUCUGAAAAUGGAUGCCGAUGAUAAAAAUCAGAAUUUGGAACACGGGCAAACGUUGUUGCCUCACGUACAAAUAGGCGGCAAGGCUUUCCGUGCGAUAGCGCCGAAAGAAAGAACGGAGAGAUGUAACGUAUGCGGCUUUCACUUUCCUGACACUAACAUCCUGGCUUUGCACAAACAAUUAGUACACGAGCAAGAUUCGGACAAUGGUCCGGAGAAGAUUCUUAAGAAUUAUUCCUGCCAUCUGUGUUCCAAGGUGUUCAAGAUGCGAGGCAGUUUGAUGGUGCACAUGAGAGUGGCGCACGUUGGUCAUAAUCUAGGUUCUUCUGCUAAGGAUGACCAAACUGAUGUCACAAACGGUGACGCUGGGUACACGUGUCCCACGUGCGGGAAGAAAUUCAAGAAGGAGCAACACGUAGUACAACACUUGAAGAUCCACGAGGGUAAACAGUGGGAGUGCGAUACCUGCGGCAAAAUGUUCACGACCAAGUACUUCCUGAAGAAGCACAAACGGCUGCACUCGGGCGAGAUGCCGUACAAGUGUAAAAUAUGCGACAAGAGCUUCACCUUCCAGCAGUCGUAUCACAAGCACAGGCUCUAUCACAGGGACGACAAGCCGCACACCUGCGCGACCUGCGGCAGAUCGUUCAAGGAGCUCUCCACGUUGCACAAUCACGAGAGAAUUCACACUGGAGAGAAGCCGUUUGCAUGUGAGACAUGUGGGAAAUGUUUCCGCCAGCGUGUUUCGUACUUAGUCCACCGUCGAAUUCACACGGGAGUGAUGCCUUAUAAAUGCACAAUGUGUAACAAAAGCUUCCGAUACAAGGUGAGUCAAAGAACUCAUAAAUGUCCCGUACAAACAUCAGGCAGCACGCAGCAAUUGAUAUGCGACACACGGGAGACUGAUAACGGAACGGUUGGCUCGCAGCAAACUACCGCCGAUGCCCUGCAAAAAAGUCAAUCAAUGACGUCGAGCAGCGUCGACAGUGAGGAAAACAAAUACGUAUUGAUAAUAAAUGUCCAGGGACAACCUGUUUUAGCGUUACAAUCAGAAAUAAAUAGCAUAUCUUCCGAGAGUAAAGAACAAGGCGUCGAAUUUGGAGAUGCUAGUAAUGAAAUUUCAAAGAGCAAGACGUGGGAUACCAACGAUCUCAACAGCGCAGGACUGGAGGAAUCGGCGGAGCCAAUUGAGAGAGUGCAGUCAAAUAAUGAAAAAAUAAACGCGAAAGAUACGAACGAUUUUUUUUCUAUGGUGAUGUCACCCCUCGAGACCAGUCUGUCGUCACCGACGUUCGAGAUGGAACACUUACGGGUAUCUUCACCUAAACCUAAACGUAAAGAGGAUCUGAUAGAUUCUUACGCUGACUUUCCGCAAGUCUCUGACAAUGUGCAAAUGAAUCUGGUAGAGCAAGGGUUUAACCAUAACAAGGACGAUUCUUUGCAAACAAUAAAUGAAGAAUCAUUGAAGGAAUUGCUGUAUGGUAUGGAUAGAAAAUAAAGCAAAUAUACGCUUAUAAUUCGAUAGUACAAGCUAAAGUUAGCAUCCAUCAUAGAUAUAUAUAUAGAAAAUCGAGAUAUUUAUUACAAAUGUUAAAGUUGAAAAUUAUUAUGUAAUUAUCACUGUAACUCGAUUACACAGCCGUGUAGAUACAGAACAAUUGUAUAUAAUUUAUUCUUGAAAAUAAUGGAAUAAUAGCGAAUUUGAUGAAAAUAUAUUAACUUAUGGUGUUGCAAAGACUAUUGACAUGCAGAUAUCUAAGUGCAAAAAUAAUGCAAGCAAUAGAUAAAAUAUCCAAUAUAUAUUAAAAUGUGGAUUACUACAAUAGUUAAUAAACAAAACAAAAAUAAUUUAAUAUAAA